CAAAUAACAAUUUCGAAUGAGUAAGUUUUGCUUGUCAUCGCCGCUUAAAAUUACGGUGAAGCGGUGAAUUGUAUUUUUGAUUUGUAUCCCAAAUCUGGCUUUGUAGUUUUUUCAUUAAAUAUAAUUUUUAACUAUUUUCAAUAACAUAAGUUUGAACAAUGAGUUCCAUUGGAACCGGGUAUGAUUUAUCAGCUUCUCAAUUCUCACCCGAUGGUCGAGUGUUUCAAGUGGAAUAUGCUGCAAAAGCUGUUGAGAAUUCUGGUACAGUUAUUGGCUUAAGAGGAAAGGAUGGAGUAGUGUUUGCUGUAGAAAAACUUGUAACAUCGAAAUUGUAUGAACCUGGUGCUAAUAAGAGAAUAUUCCAUGUUGAUGAACAUGUUGGCAUGGCAGUUUCUGGUUUAAUCUCAGAUGCAAGGCAAAUAGUUGAAACAGCACGUUCUGAAGCCUCAAACUACAGAUCUCAAUAUGGCAUCCCAGUCCCACUGAAAUACUUAAAUGAGCGUGUAUCUAUGUAUAUGCAUGCCUACACAUUAUACAGUGCUGUACGUCCAUAUGGGUGUGCUGUGAUCAUGGGGUCUUGGUCUGAGCAUGAUGGUCCUCAAAUGUUCAUGCUGGAACCCAGUGGAGUCUCUUUUUCAUACUUUGGAUGUGCAGUAGGAAAGGCAAAGCAAGCGGCCAAAACUGAAAUUGAAAAGCUGAAACUUGCUGACAUACCAGUUAAAGAUCUUGUUAAAGAAGCUGCCAGAAUAAUUUACCUUGUCCAUGAUGAAUUGAAAGACAAACAAUUCGAGCUUGAAUUAUCCUGGGUGUCUAAGGACACCAAAGGUCGUCACCAGUUGGUGCCUAAAGAAAUUGCUUCUGAAGCUGAGAACCAAGCGAAACAAGCACUGGCUGAUAUUGAGGAUUCAGAUGAAGGGGAUAUGUAAAUAAUAAAAUUUUGAUACAUA
Molecule: messenger RNA, 947 nt
Organism: Pieris rapae (cabbage white)
Lineage: Eukaryota; Metazoa; Arthropoda; Insecta; Lepidoptera; Pieridae
Gene: Prosalpha7
Product: proteasome subunit alpha type-3
Exons: 5
Coding region: 159-926 (255 amino acids)
Biological process (GO): ubiquitin-dependent protein catabolic process
Cellular component (GO): proteasome core complex; synapse; nucleus
Source: RefSeq, a predicted model, not a curated record